Tribolium madens (black flour beetle) is the source of this 417-nucleotide messenger RNA. RefSeq lists its product as uncharacterized. Lineage: Eukaryota; Metazoa; Arthropoda; Insecta; Coleoptera; Tenebrionidae. Bases 1 to 417 code for a protein of 138 amino acids. The transcript is spliced from 2 exons. The record is from RefSeq and is a predicted model, not a curated record.
AUGCGUUUACGAGUGCUUGUUUGUAUGUUUCUAAUUUUAUUAAUAGUUUCCCCAAGUUCUGAAAAUAUUUUUGACAGUUUUAUUGCUACAAAUGAAAUGGAAAGGGCGCGUAAAAAGAAAAAAGGAGGUGGCAACAGCAAAUACACAGUACCACUUCUUUUUGGAGCCUUGAUGAUCAAAUCAAUUAUUUUUCCAUUGGCGUUUAAAGCCAUGGCUGUAAUGUCAAGUAUUGCAAUACUUUUAAGUACUAUGAGUUUAAUUAUGUCGUCGAUUGUGGGAUAUAUUAAAAUGGGAUUUAAAUCUGCCCCUGUUAAAGUCGUUCAUAAACAACCAUCAUUUAACAGUUGGGCCAAAGACGAUGAUGGUAAAAACUAUUAUGCAGAUAAUUACGAUUUGGUAGCACCGCCACCCCAAUAA